AUGUUAAAAGUCAAAUGCCCAUUUAAGCAAUGCAACUGUUCAAUUAUUAGCUACAAUGAAAAAGAAAAUCAACCUAUAAACUUACCCUUGUCUGUAUAUGAUGAUUAUAAAUUAUUAUUAAAAAAUAAAGAUACUAAAGCAACAGGUAAGUUUUUAAUAGUUGGAAAUAUUUGGGAUUUCGAUAAUAUAGGUGUUUCUAAAACAUUGUCUUUUUUUGAAAAUAAAGACGAUAAUAUGUCAAAGUUGGAAUUCGUUAAUCCUAUCGAUAAUAAAAGGUAUAAUAUUACUCAGAUUUUCAAGUACUUAAUAUGUUCUGACUGUGAAAAGGGCCCCCUAGGUAUUAUUUGUAAGGCUAAAUUAUUGAAUGAUGAGAAUUCGACAGUGAUUGAAUUGAAUUUAUUAAGCUUAGAUAGCAUUGAUUUGUGUUAA
Messenger RNA from Saccharomycodes ludwigii, 429 nucleotides. It is a transcript of the gene DSS4, whose product is annotated as guanine nucleotide exchange factor DSS4. Bases 1 to 429 code for a protein of 142 amino acids. The record is from RefSeq and is a predicted model, not a curated record. Gene Ontology annotation, biological process: small GTPase-mediated signal transduction; post-Golgi vesicle-mediated transport. The transcript has a single exon. Gene Ontology annotation, molecular function: guanyl-nucleotide exchange factor activity; zinc ion binding. Lineage: Eukaryota; Fungi; Ascomycota; Saccharomycetes; Saccharomycodales; Saccharomycodaceae. Gene Ontology annotation, cellular component: cytosol; membrane.